AUGUGCCACUAUCCUCAAGUUCAAAAACGUGCCGCCGAUGAAAUUGACGAGUUUGUGCAAAAGCACGGUCGAUUCCCUAGUUUCAGCGAAAGAACCGAGGUGCCAUUUUGUGCAGCUACCUAUAAGGAAUGCAUGCGAUUCAGAUCCACAACACCUUUUGGUGUCCCACAUUGCACAAAUGAAGAUGUGGUAAUUGACGGUUAUCUAAUCAAGAAGAACACUGCUAUUAUUUCCCACAUGAAUAGUAUGCACAAGAACCCAGACUUCUACCCAGAGCCCGAGAGAUUCUAUCCUGAGAGAUACUUGACUAAUAUCAAAACCAUGCACGCAGCUGCUAACGGUAAACUAGAGGAAAGAGAUACGUUCAACUUUGGCUGGGGCAAACGGAUGUGCGCGGCCAUCUAUCUUGCCGAGGUGGAACUGUUUGUCUCGUUUAUCCAGGUUUUAGGAAGAUGUACUAUCGAGCCUAUAGUUGACUCGAACGGUGUACCUCAAAUACCAGGCAUUGAUAAUCCAGUUUGCACUCUUACUUCAGCUCCUGCACCUUACAAGGUGAUGUUUGUGCCACGAAAAUGCUCUGUUUGA
Mucor velutinosus is the source of this 585-nucleotide messenger RNA. RefSeq lists its product as uncharacterized. The transcript is spliced from 3 exons. Gene Ontology annotation, molecular function: heme binding; oxidoreductase activity, acting on paired donors, with incorporation or reduction of molecular oxygen; monooxygenase activity. Lineage: Eukaryota; Fungi; Mucoromycota; Mucoromycetes; Mucorales; Mucoraceae. The record is from RefSeq and is a predicted model, not a curated record. Bases 1 to 585 code for a protein of 194 amino acids.